CUAGUUGAUUACAACUGAAUAGAUCCUUAUUUAUUUUAAACUUCUUUCUCACUGGCGUUCUAUUACAUUUCUACUUUUUCGUUUUGACGUUUGUAACACAAUUGUUAAACAUCACAAAUUCAAGUUUUCACAAAAUGCUCUUCAAAUUAAUCAGGAAUUAAGAUAUAAAAAUGAUAUACAGAACCACUUCGGACACACAGCAGUUGGAUGAGAACAUGAUUGUUUUGGGAACCGGCAUACAAACCAAGUUUAGAUUCAUUUAUUAAUAUGUUUAACCCACACAUACGAAGCAAAUAACCUCAACCCCCAUAAUGAAUUACGCUGAAAUAAAGAAACUGGAUGAAGAAUCGCUGCAACAGCUGAAGGAGGGAACGGGACCGAGCGACAAAUGCAUUUGCUCUCUCCUUUCGCCGCCCGAUGGUGAGCGACGUGGCUUCGGGAGUUCGAUCAAAAGGGCGCUGGCGUCGAUCGCGACCGGCAAGAAGCGCAGGCCGCUAGACGGGCAGAGAUCUGUCGAUAUACCCAUCGUUUAUACCAAGGGAGCUGCUGGUAUAUAUUCCACCAAGGAGGUCCUCAAACGGAAGUCUUCCUGUGGGAAGUGCGGCUGUGACAAGGAGAACAUUGUCCUGAAGCACUCGUAUGCCAACAUCCGGAUCACCAGCCCCGAUGUGUCGUCAAUAUGCUCCUGCCCUUCAGACUGCUUGCCUGAAAAAUCCCGCCUCAUGAACAACAUAAAGGUCACCGUUGAGCACAUGACCAUAGACCCGGACAGCGAGAACUCCGAGAGCAGCCUCCACCAGCACCGCCAGCGGACCCUCCGGGAGCCGCUCAUGUCGGACCGGAAGUCACUCUCGAGCCUCAUCAACGCGCAGUACGAGAAGGUCCAGGAUCUCUAUGAGAGGCAGUACGAUAAUACCGCUUGAAGAGAGAUAGACUGUUUAUUAGUAGGAAAGAGAUAGUUGAUGUUUUGUAAUGUCAGCCAACAAAAGUCGUUCACGGGCUAACUUUAAGGGAUAGAAUCCAGUUAUUUUCGACAUACACGAAACAUAGGUCCAACAGAAACCGUAUACAGAAAUUUAGUCUGAAAUGUUAUACACUGAUCAGGUAUAAACACACCCACUCAAAACUAUGAACAAAUUAUUAUUAUUUAUAACUAGCCUGCAGUGUCCCACGGCUGGGCAAAGGCCUCCCAUCCCUCCUUCCAUUUACCCCGGUCUAUUGCUGACCAAGGCCAGUUUUGCGAGACGGAAUCAAGCUCGACCUGCCAUCCUCUUUUGGGCAUGUCGUGAGGUUAGCGAACAAACGAAACAUACGAAACUCUCUUUGUUAUUCAAUAACCGCUUACUCACGCGUAUGUAUGAAAUACCUGGGAUUAGUUUUGGGCCCAGCCGGAGUCCUUAAUCAUGAGAAAAACUUAGAAAACCAGGCAAAACUUGCUAUCUUUCUUAAAGUCAUAUUUAUAAUUUAAUAGUUUUCAAUACCAGAGUUUGUUAAUCUGUUUUUGAUGCUAAUUGUAGAAAUAAUAACCCGAAUUGAAUAGCUCAAAUAUAUUGAACUGACAAGUCCCAUUAUUUGCCGAAAUGUACUGUCAGUUUCAUAUUUUUGAGCGAUUCCGUUGGGGGUCUGAGUUGGAUUGAGUAGGAGAUAAGGCCAGUUUGAGUAUAUCAGAAAGGGACGGAGAUGUUGUCAACUUGUAUAGAAACAGGAGAUUUAGAAGAUGAUUAGCUGAUGGACAGGAUGUAGAGAAGAUAGAAAAGAAAUACAGAUGUGCAGAAUGUGGGGAAAAAGAAAGUUCCAGAAGAUUUGACUCAUAGGAGCAGAAGACGGGAUUUGGGGCAUAAUAUGAUAUAUUAAUUUCUCACUACCUUACUCAAGAACAGCUCUGUAAUAAGUCUCUAAGAUAUGAUGUUGUCUUUGUCAUUGUGAAGCAAGGUGAUAAAGACAGCAUGACAUCAUAGUGUUACUUACCUUUCUGUUGUUCUUGAAUAAGUAUCACAAUCAUUGUUUGCGGUUGAUUUGGAACUUUCUUGAUCCUUGGGUAGAUUCAGUGGCAGAAAAAAAAACCGACUUUUUGAAAGAAGUACUUAUAAUGAACAGGCAACAAACACAGACAUGAGAGAAGAUAUAAAAACGUUUUAGAAGAAGAAUAAUUAAGACAGACAGGAAUACAAUUGAACUUAGAUUCUCCUUUUCGGACGUUGAUUGAAUAUUUUUGACAGACAUUUUCUACUACUCUCUGUCUAGUAUCACCACUUUGAGAAAGACAGUUGCAGUUUUGUAAGAGAAACGACGCUUCUUGCCGAAUUCUGUGCCGUUUUGCUUUCACGAUUGCAAUUGUCUUUUAUAAAGACUUGGUGGCGCGUUUUCAGAAUAUUUAUGUCAGUCUCUUUUUGAUAUACUUACCUACUGUGGGUAAAGGGUAUUAUCGGGUGAUACCAAACGGUUAAGCGACAACAAGAUGAAUUUCACCAGAGCUGAAUGUACAAGACUACUACGACACUAAAAACAUCCAAAUAUCAUAUAUCUAAAAUCUAUGCAAAUCUUGUUUUGAAGAAAAAAUGUCUUAAGACUAAAAGAUUCAUCUGUUUAGUCGCCGAAAUUCAGACGACAAUCAAUCUAGACGGUAAUUUUACACAAUAAGUUAAAUUUUUAUAUAAUUUAAAUAAUUUCUAACUAUACUUAACCUUCCACGCGAUUUCGCCCGCGUGGAGGAUAGUAUGUGCUGCAAAAAUCUUGUGUUAAUCCAGGGCCUCGGAUAACUCUAUGCCAAGUUUUAUCAUAUUAAUAUAAGUCCAGGUUUGAGCGUGAAUAAGUGACAGAUAGACAGACAUAAUAUUCCAUUUUUAAUAUAUGUACGGUUUUAUUAUUUGAAGUGAAGUAAGGUGAUUAUGCAUAGAUAUCUUUAUAUAAAUGAAAAAUCAGUUAAAAUAGUUUUACAAAAAACACUAGCUGAGUUUUGGUUUUACCCGAAUUCUACCCGCUCCUGUUAGUUGUAGCGUGAUGUUACAUAGCCUUUAUCUUACUUUAAUAUCUACACUAUUCAAAGCAAAAAUCAUUUUACGAAUCACAACAAUAGCUUCUGAGAUUAACGCGGACAAACAAGCAAACAUACACAUAAAGUAUUUUAUAGUAAACCAGUUCAUAUAUUUAAAGUUUUAGAAAUCAGUAUAGCAUACCAAUACACAUAUACAUUUUUAUGUGAGUGUGACACCCAAAUGAAAGCUGUGUUAGUACACAACGAUACUGUAUAUUUACAAUGAUUAUACACAGAGGGCGCUACGCGCAUACAUGACUUGAAUUAAAUAUACUACUUCCAAUAAAAUAAUGUCAAAAUAUAUAAUGUGACUACUGUCAAGACAUCUUAAAAUGUUUGUUAUACUUAACUAUAAAAACACAUAAUUUUACAGCACGCUUAGCCCAGUGGCCCAGGCCACAUGACCACUGUGCGACGUGCUUUAGGUUCAAUCCCAGCGUGGAACAAGCGUUUGUGUAAUCCACGAAUGUUUGUCCUGAGUCUGGGUGUCUUUGUG
Molecule: messenger RNA, 3530 nt
Organism: Trichoplusia ni (cabbage looper)
Lineage: Eukaryota; Metazoa; Arthropoda; Insecta; Lepidoptera; Noctuidae
Exons: 5
Coding region: 312-923 (203 amino acids)
Source: RefSeq, a predicted model, not a curated record